This is a messenger RNA of Scomber scombrus (Atlantic mackerel), 984 nucleotides long. Its product is annotated as probable 2-ketogluconate reductase. Gene Ontology annotation, cellular component: cytosol. The record is from RefSeq and is a predicted model, not a curated record. Lineage: Eukaryota; Metazoa; Chordata; Actinopteri; Scombriformes; Scombridae. The transcript has 5 exons. The coding region runs from base 1 to 984 and encodes 327 amino acids. Gene Ontology annotation, molecular function: glyoxylate reductase (NADPH) activity; hydroxypyruvate reductase [NAD(P)H] activity; NAD binding.
AUGGAAGAUGAAAAACCAUGGGCAUUGGUCUCAGAAGUCGGGGGAGAGUAUGGUUACCUUGAAGAGCUAGUUGACAUGCUGAAACAACACUUCCAAAUCAUGUGCCACAAAGACUUUCUACAAAACCCAGUGCUUCAUGGCCCCAAGAUCCAGAUCUUCUUCAUAUGGAAGUACUUCCCUGUAGCUGAGCCUUCGCUGCUCAGAUUGCUUCCCUCCCUAAAAGUGAUUGCCAGUGGAGGAGUGGGCAUCGACCACCUGGAUGUACCGUUCAUCAACAGUCUCGGGGUGAAGGUGGCCAACACGCCUUGUGUAGUCAGCAAUGCCACUGCAGAUAUUGCCAUGGGUCUGCUUCUGGCAUCAGCUCGCAAGAUCCUUGAGGGUCAUCAUAUUGCUGUGGACCCAAAGACCACUAAUCUACCACAAAGCCUGAUAGGAAUUGAAGUCACAGGGUCGACUCUGGGAAUCAUUGGAAUGGGAGAGACCGGUUAUAAAAUUGCCCAAAGAAGCAGAGGGUUUGAAAUGAAGAUCCUGUAUCAUAACAGAACCAGAAGGACCACUGAAGAUGAGCAGGCAGUCAUGGCAACUUACUGCGAGAGCCUGGAUGACCUGCUGAAGAGGUCGGACUUUGUCAUGAUAGCUGUCACAUUGACCCCCGCCACUACAGGCCUCAUCGGUCACAGAGAGCUAUCCCUCAUGAAACCCACGGCAACGCUAGUCAACAUCAGCAGAGGUCAAGUUGUGGAUCAGGAUGCCUUAGUUGAGGCUCUCCUAGUGGGUACAAUCCGUGCAGCAGCAUUAGAUGUGACCCAUCCUGAACCGUUACCAAGGGAUCAUCCUCUCCUUGGCAUGCCUAAUGUCCUGAUCACCCCCCACAUUGGGGUCCACACCUACAACACAAUGAGCAGGAUUGUAGAGAAAAUGACAGAAAACGCCCUGGCUGCAGUGAAAGGCUUACCUGUUCCAAAUGAAGUCAAGCUGAAGUGA